Messenger RNA from Protobothrops mucrosquamatus (brown spotted pit viper), 3490 nucleotides. RefSeq names its product 5-azacytidine induced 2 (gene AZI2). Gene Ontology annotation, biological process: canonical NF-kappaB signal transduction. Gene Ontology annotation, cellular component: cytoplasm. The transcript has 9 exons. The coding region runs from base 12 to 1247 and encodes 411 amino acids. Lineage: Eukaryota; Metazoa; Chordata; Lepidosauria; Squamata; Viperidae. The record is from RefSeq and is a predicted model, not a curated record.
UGUCAUGUGAGAUGGUGGAAGUCAGAGAUUCCUGCGAUCCUGUCCUGUUAACUGGUGCGAACGGAAACGAAAGGGUCCCGCCCACUUCUUCCGCGAGCUUGCUGGUUGCAGCUAUCAUGGAAGAACUAGCUGAAGAUGACAUUGAUAUCCUGAACCAUGAAAAAGCAGACAGCAGACAAGAUGGACAAUUUCCUAUUCCAGUGUUUUCAGGAGAAGAAUCAGUUGCUUCACAUUUUGCCCUUGUCACUGCUUAUGAAGAUAUUAAAAAGCGUCUGAAAGAGACAGAAAGAGAAAAUUCUUUCUUAAAGAAAAGAAUAAGAUUGUUAGAAGAAAAGCUUCUUGAAUCCCAUUUGGAAGAAGCAACAGGUUCUGUGGGUCGUGAACAAGUUAACAAGGCUUAUCAAGCAUAUCGGGAAUCUUGUAUUGAACGAGAUAAUCUAAAAAGUCAGCUGGAUAAAACGAUGAAAGAGAAUACAGAAUAUGUGAAAAUCUUGAAUGAGCAGUUGCAGUCUAAAGAAGUAGAACUCUUACAGCUAAGAACAGAAGUGGAAACUCAACAAGUGAUGAAGAGUUUCAAUUCUAACCCAUCUAACUGGGAAAUAGACAGACUGAACAGUGAGCUGAAAAUGCACAAUUUGGAGCUGGAUUUGGAGAAAGAGAGAGAAGAAUGCAACUAUCUUAGGAAGGAAUUGCAAAAAUCUGUUGAAUCCCAAGGAAGUUUAAUAAAUGGAGAGUUUAUCCAACAGCAAAAUAUCCAUAGUGAACGUGUUCAGCAGGUAUACAGGGAACUGAAGAGGGAGAUGUCUAAUUUGCGUCUGGUGACUGAAGUGCAAGCUGAGAUGCUAAAGAAAGUGAUUCCAUCUACAACUAAGAAAGGGCCAUCCUAUACCUCUGUUCAGUGUGUUGAAGAUCUUGAAAGGGACGCUAACAACCUCCACUUAGAUGCUUCUGGAGCAAUAUGCAAAAAAAGAUUACUUCAAACAAGUGAUGAUGUUUUCAGUAAUCUUGCAUCUUCCUCACCAUGUACUAAUGAGAAAUUUAGCUCUGUAUGUGACUCUCCAUUUCUGGAACAUAACUCGUAUGGAAAAAAUUCUCUGGAAGAUAAUUCUUGGGUAUUUCCAAGCCCUCCAAAACCUAGUGAAACAGUAUUUUGGGAAAUGAAAAACAGAGUGACUCACUUAAACUUUCCAGGAAACAACUUGGAUCAGUAUAACCAAAACUGCUUGCAUAAGAGCCAAGAACAGUAGGAGGAACUUGAAAGUAGUCCUGAAUAUGGUCUUGUAUUUGUUAAUAGAAAAUAAGUAAUGGGGAGGAGUAUAAUGAACUUUCAAGUUGGAUGAGAUUUUCCCUGUUAUCUAAACUUGAAAAACAAUGAAUUCAAAAGAAUAUGGUGAAUGAUCUGUUAUAUCCUCAAUAUUCUGAUUGCACAUUGGCAGAUUUCUAAAAUAUUAAAUUGUGGAAUAAAACAGAAGCAACGUGGUAUGAAUAAUAUUGCUCCAAAGUACGUUACAUUCAAACAUUUUGACAGAUACGAGAAGGACUUAGUUUUUGGAUAAGUUCUGAUUUAAGCUCAGGUAAUUAAUAUAUUCAAUUCUGAAGCAGUCUCUGUUUUUUUUAUUAAUAGAUGAUAUGCGGAAAAGGAGCAAAUGAAUUGUGUAGAAAUUAUUUUCAUUCCUCUUUUUCAAUUUAUCAACUUAUCCUUGUUACCCUAUAAUGAAAAAAAUGGAAAUAGUGUAAAAUGGAAAAGUUUCUAAAUGCUGCAGUAAAAUAUUUCAUCACUUCACAAAUAAUAUCAUGUACUUAUUGCUUCCUGUAUUGAGGAUUUCCUGUCCAAAAUGCAAUAAUUGUUUUGAGGUGAAAUAUCCAGGCUCCUUAAUACAGCAUGGAAGAACUGUAACAUUCCAAAUAAUGUAAUCUUUCUGUGAUUUCACAUUUCUGAUAUUCUAUACUGAAGAAGAUGCAUUGAAAUAAUUUUACAUCCUUUCUAUCUCAUUUUAUUAGCAGUAAAUCUCAGUUGAAUUCUUAAACCCUCAAAUCAGUAGAGAUGUUUUUAUUAGCAUAUCAUUGGUUAGAUCUUCAACAGUAGUUUUAUGUAUCUGGUAUUUAAGAUGCAGAGGGGGGGGGGGGAAGGAUCUAACAAUAUAAUGAUGGACCAGCUGCAAGUUUUGUUUACUUCAUUGCUCAAAUCUCAUCUGGUCAUUUCCACAUGUACAAAUUCAUGUAUACUGCCAGUUCCCAUUUGUUUCUGAAUGUGUAUUUGAAACACGAAUAGAGAAAAGUAAAAUCUAUAGUGGAAGAAAUAAUUGUAUGUUUCUGAAAGAUAAAAACUUCCCAUAUGGUUGUGCAGAUGAGCAGCACGACCAUAUCAGCGUUAUCUUCCCUUCCCUUUCUUUGCAUUGCAUUUUGUAUAAUUCAGUACUGAUGCUUUCUUCCUUGUCAUUACUAAAGAGAAUAUAGUCUGUGGAGGGAAAUGAAAGUGUGGAGUUUUUUUCCUGUAUUAAUGAAUGGCAUACCUAAAUAAUGUUCAUCAGAUUUUUUUAAAGUCUCGUCUUGUUCACAUAUCCUACCUUGUCUGUGAUUAAUAGAAAUGGUGUCAGAUGCAGGAAUUUAUUUUGACCAAUGAACAUAACUGACUCAAGGGAGUACAAUCCUCCUGUAGAGUAAUAGAACAAGCCCCAAUAUGCAUAUAAUAAAUCUAAGCCACUGACCUCAGCUGAUAGAACCAACUACCUGUGUAAUAACAAAGUAGCAGCAACCAUUUCUCAUGUGGCUGCCUAGCUCUGAUGUUUUCAGGACUGCUUUUUUGGAUUACAGAUCCUUGAAUAGGUUACCAUUAUUCAACAUGCCAAGCUGCUUCAUGUUUUUAACAAUGCAUUGAGGAUACAGCCAUGUUUUUAAAUAAGUUAUUUUUGUUUGAAACAAUUGUGUGCAAAUUGGUAGAAACCUUUUUUUUAAAAAAAAUUGAAUGCUCUGAGCUGUAUAUUCACCUAUACUAAUUAGAAUCCUAAAUUAGAGCAAAUUCUGAUGCUGGCCAAAUUCUGUAAAUGAGUAGAAAACAAAUCCUGGAAUAGAUUUCAUUGUUAUAAUUAGGAAUGUAUAAACUUCCUUCAGUUUAGGAAUAUAGCAUUCUCUUUCCCUUUCAAAUCAAGAUAUUCUUGGGGUAGAAGGGCUUUAAGUUGAUUCUAACAUUUGAUUAUUUGAUUUAUAUAUUUAAAAUAACAUAAUCUUACUUAAAAUUUAUAUUUUUAAAGAGAUCAAAGUAGAAUACAUUAGAAAAGGAAGUGGGGGAAAAAGCAAAUAUAACUCCAGUACUAAAUAUCAGAGACUGGGUGAACCAUUUCUAAUCAGGGCUGUUGUGUUUUAUGAGCUGCUCUGAUAUACUGAAAUAAUGUUUUAAUCUCUUAAACUCCUUGAAGCAGAAACCUUGAAAGCCUAUAUUAAUGUAUUUUCUUAAAUGAUGGUUAAUUCUAGAUGGCUAAUUCAUAGAAAA